Xyrauchen texanus (razorback sucker) is the source of this 4519-nucleotide messenger RNA. It is a transcript of the gene plagx, whose product is annotated as pleiomorphic adenoma gene X. NCBI's taxonomy places the organism in Eukaryota, Metazoa, Chordata, Actinopteri, Cypriniformes, Catostomidae. Bases 397 to 1551 code for a protein of 384 amino acids. The record is from RefSeq and is a predicted model, not a curated record. The transcript has 3 exons.
UUAUGUGAAUUACUUCCUUUAGGUUGAUGUUUGAUAAUGAAUACAAGCACACAUUGUCCAAACUGAACUCUGAAUUGAAUUCAGAAACCUCAGAACAUUUCUUAAAAAAUAAGAACUAUAUCUUAAUUUUGAUAUAAUCUUGAGUUAUGUAUAUUUGAAACGUACUGCGAAUGAUUGCUUGAGUGUUGUCUAUCCAUUCUUUAGUUAGUGAGGCAGUAAUAAUGGACAGGCAUUUUCCGGAGGUCUGUCAGGAUAAUGAAUGUGCUUUUGUGAGACUUGAAAAAGGAUUUUAAACAUGUGUAAAAACAACUUCCAGUCUCAAGGAAAAUGAUCUGUCAGAGUUUCUUCUCAGAUGUACAAUUACAUGCUCCCUGAAAACUACUCAUAUGUGAGAAAAUGUUCCAUGGCAAAGAGCAGUUAAACAUCCACCUCCAGACCCACGACCCCAACAAACAAGAACUGCGGUGUGAAGAAUGUGGCAAGCAUUACAACACUCGCCUCGGUCUUAAACGUCACGUGGCCACACAUGCCACCUCUGUCACUGGUGACCUCACCUGUAAGGUUUGUCGUCAGGUGUAUGAGAGCAUGUCAGCAUUGCUAGAGCACCUAAGUACGCACACUGGCCGACCUCCUCCAGGGACUGUGGUUCGGGAAAGAAAGCACCAAUGUGAACGCUGCGGCCGUCGCUUUUUUACUCGCAAGGAUGUCAGGCGCCAUGCGGUGGUGCAUACAGGUAGACGAGACUUCUUGUGUCCACGUUGCGCCCAACGUUUUGGCCGGCGCGACCACCUCACCCGGCACCUGAAGAAAAGCCAUGCGCAGGAGCUGGAGACCCUGAACUCGAUGCCUAUUAAAGAAGAGCCCAGUCCCACAAUGUGCUCUGUUGGAUCUCCAAAGGAUGCAACAGAGGCUUUUUCAAUGGGCAUGUUCAACCCACAAGGCCUGCCUAGUGCAUCUAUAUCAGGGGUCAAUCAUAAUCAUUCAGUGGUUUCUGGCCCCCUGUCCAACCCCAUGGGGGUAGGCUGCUACCUUGAUCCGAGCAAGCCUCAACCGCAGCAGUACCAACAGGCUCAUAGAUAUCAGCCUAGUUCCACUACCUCAUAUCUGAAAGUAGAGAUGGAGAACUUCCUGACCGAACUCCAGUGUGGGCCUAUGCCACCGCAAGCUGCUGUGGCGACCACAGUCGCUCGGCCAGGCGACCUCCUCCCUGAAUGCCUUGCAGGUCAGAGUGCCCAUUUCACCCUCAGGAACUCAGCGUUCACCUCAGCUGAGCCCCCUUCCAACUCAGCCAACAUGGACCUUUCACAUCUGCUGGGGUUCCUGCCAUUCGGCCUGCCUCCUUACAGCACUCCCUUGAAUUCUGGAAGCCUCGUGAUGGGAUACUCCACCCCCACCACUGCUGCAUCCCCAAGCCCUACCUCUCAGCUCUCUGGGCCAUUUACCUCAUUUCAGCCACAGUCACUGCAUGAGCCUCAGGCUUCAGGGCACUUAAACCAGCUCUCUGGUUUCUCUCCAACUCUACCUCGAUUCCAUCAGGCUUUCCAACAGUGAUGUUACCCAUGUCUACUAUGACCUGCCAGUCAAAUGCAACAAUAUAGCUUACAGGUAAUAGAGCUGUUCAGUCAUGGCGUGAAUUUGUAGGCCAACCUGGAAGGCUUAUUCGCCAUAGGUAUCCUCGCGAUUUCCCAAUGGGUUUUUAGAAUAGCAUUUUUUAAAUUUAUGAGCAAAAUAAGUUCUGUGGUAAACAGUACCGAAGAGACUUUACCAUUUAGUUGUACUAUUUAAUUACAUUAAAUAGUACUAAAAGGUCCUUUUUUUGCAUCAGUGUAAUGACUCCGGACGGACACAUUACAAAGAUUCUGCCCUUCCAACAAGUGUUUAUGCCGGUUUAUGCUAUUUUAAUGGUAAAUGUGUUAAAGGUGAUUAAGAAAAAAAAAAUAAGCGUUAAAUGUUGAGUAAGCGAUUCCCGAAAAAGACUUUUGAUAUUUGAACUCAACAGCCGAACAAACACACCCCUCCCUUCAGUGCUCCUUUAGAAGCUUUUUUCAGCGCGCACAGAACAGACAGCUAGCAGACCAUGAAGAGAUAUAUGUGGAAUUUGACGAAGUGUAUCGGAUUAAAAUGACUUAGUCCACCUUUUUUUAGGCUUAUAGGCUUCACAUUGCUGCCUUUAAACCCUUGGCCCCAUUCAAUUCCACUGUAAGUGCCUCACUGUAACCUUUUAAUUCGAAGGAGGAACAAGUAAAAAAAUAUUCUGUGGUAAUCAACAUUAUGCAGCAAUUGCUUUCGAUUGAGCUUAAUUUGUAUUUAACCUAGAAUAUUCCUUUAAAACAAAUCACGAAUGGUGAGUCAUCUGUUGACUUUCAUAUUAACACAUUAAGAUUAUUGAAAUAAAUCUCUGAAAAUUGAAAUAACUUUGCUAAAUCAUUACUUUUCAAAAUCUUCAUGUAGUCAAGCCCCUUCCAACAUCAUCUAGAAAUUUUAAUUUUCCACUGGUAAAUAUGACUUUGCUGGGUCAUUCAUGUGCUCGGAAAGCGUGAUUGCAAUAUUUCAGACUUCUCUUGAAGGCAAUGUUAACCACAGACUUCACUUUACUCAUAAAUUGAAAACCGCUAUUCUAUAAUGGCUCAAAUGCUAAUUCUCUUCUGGAUUUUAGGAAUACAAACUGAACGGCUUUAUGAACUGCAGACCGUGAAAUUGUCUUCAAGUCAAGUAGAUCCUGUAGAAAUAGAGCAAGUUGAUUAGCAAGACAUCGUUGCUUGGAUAGAUGGAGUUUUGCUUUUAGAAUAGAUUUAACUUUGUGUUUUUUCCUAGAUGGUCUUCCAGGUAACUGUUUUGUAGUGAUAAACUGAUUUGUAGUAUGAAGUGAACUUAUAUAAUUCAUUUAAAGAAAAGUAAACAGAAACAUUAGAAAAACAAAUACCUCAAAAGUUUUUUUGUCAAGAAGUAAAAAAAUGGUAUUACAGUGUUCUCCGUUGUAUAACGAAGCACUUUUUUUUCUUUCUAUUUUUUCAAUGGCACUUGUAUGACUAAGAGUCAGACUGAACUGUGGUCUUUGAUUUACCUCUCAGCCUACAGUCACUCAACACAAAAAACCUACCUCUCUAAGCUGAACCCUUGUAAUGAAAAGGAGCGUCCUGUUUGACAAGAAAUUAAGCGAAUCCUCACGCAUUCCAGUGUGUGAGGAACAUUAUCCCAGCUGAAUUGUUUUUUUUUUUUUUUUUAAUGCUCAAAAUGUGUAGUUUUUAAGAUUUUAGAUUCAGAUGAUAGCAUUAAUUAGCUUGUGUUGAUUUAGCCUUUAGGUAAACGUUUAUAGGCGCAGUUGUGCUCACAUCCUUAAUGCUAAUGAAUGGAAUCAUGGUUUUUAGUGGAGACCUUGUCUCCUGUUAUCCCCAUAUCUAUAUUAAUUCCAAGGUAUUUUAUAUGUGAAUGCAAAUUUGUUUUAGAAAAGUGCAUUGAUUAUUCUGGAAUAUAAAGUCAAAAUGAAAAGUAACAAUUUGUUUAAAAUGAAGUAGCCCAUUCUGACAAAUUCCCACAGUGGGAACUAAGUAAAAUGACAUGCCUUUAAUUUCUUACAAUUUUGAGUAAUUUUAGUGAUCUCUUUUAAAGCGAAUUGAUCGUGCUGGCAAUAUUUGUGUCCUGCAUAUAUGUCAUACUGUAUCUUAAAGGUGAAGUAUGUAAUUUCUGCACUUCUAGCAGCACCAAACGAAAUUGAAACAAUUAUGACUGAUUUCAAACAAGUUUGAAUGGCUUACUUGCAGUUAUUUCUGCAUAUUAAAAUGGGAUGAGAGAGAGUAUUAAUUGAAGAACAUCUAAACCUCAGAUUACACACUUCACCUUUAAAGAAUCUGUUUUUAAAACGGUUGUGCUAGUUUUACACACAUGAUUCCCACACUACAAAGUUUUCAUCCUGAAGAUUGGAUGGUAAUUUGCCUGGAUUCAGGAGCUUCAAAUAUACAUGCAUGUUAUAGCUGAAGCACUUCAUGUAUCUCUCCAUGUAAAAUAAGGAGCACUGUCAGAAAAAUAUUGUUUUACAAUUUAACUUUUAAUAGCAUUUUAGUACUGUCUCUUCUUUCAACUCAGUGUUAUGUUUAUCAGUAGCCUGUAAGGUUACUGAGAUGCUAUGGUUUCGGUUCCAUUUUGUUCAGACCAAAAUGAAGGGAUGUAUACAGGAAACAUAGAAAUGUAUAGUAGGAUUUGAGUAAUGAAUUUGGUAGGGCAUUACCUUUGGCUGAACUGAAAUGAAACCAACUCAACUGUGAUGUUUAGACUCAGACUGAUCUACCUCAGUAAGAUGCACACUGUGCAAAGCUGUACUGUACCUUUAGUGAGAAAUGUAAUGUUUCAAUGGCUGUUUAGCAGGAGUAAAGGGGUGUUUUACAUCUUUAAAAUUCCCAGCAUUGGCAUUUUUGUGUUCAAAGGACUGUUUGCUUUCAUCAACAUUUUGAAAACAAAAGUAAAUGUGAAAAAGCGAAUACAGAAACAAUGUUAAGGAUGAGUUAAGAAAUAAAGCAUCUUG